Molecule: messenger RNA, 996 nt
Organism: Gossypium raimondii (Peruvian cotton)
Lineage: Eukaryota; Viridiplantae; Streptophyta; Magnoliopsida; Malvales; Malvaceae
Exons: 2
Coding region: 1-996 (331 amino acids)
Molecular function (GO): nucleic acid binding; zinc ion binding
Source: RefSeq, a predicted model, not a curated record
AUGUCUUCAUCCGGAUUCUCUCUAGCUCCACCACCAGUGUUCAAUGGUGAAGGCUACAACAUUUGGGUAGUAAAAAUGAAGACCUACAUGCAGGCAUUUGACUUGUGGGAGGUUGUCAACUCGGAUGUUGAACCACUACCCUUGAGAGCCAAUCCCGCAGUGGCUCAGAUCAGGCAACACUCAGAUGAUAGAGCCAAGAGAUACAAGGCCAUGUUAUGCAUCCAAAAUAGUGUGUCUGAUGUGAUUUUCACAAGGAUCAUGGCUUGUGAGUCUCCAAAACAGGCCUGGGAUAAGCUCAAGGUGGAGUUUCAAGGAAAUGAAAUAACGAGACAGCAACAACUCUUGAAUUUGAGAAGGGACUUUGAAAAUUUGAAGAUGAAGGAAGAAGAAACAGUGAAGCAAUACUCAGACAGGAUCAUGUCUAUUGUAAACAACACCAGAUUGCUUGGGGACCAAUUUAGUGAAGCAAGAAUAGUUGAAAAGGAGCAAAGGAGAGCCAGCAGACAGGAAGAACAUCAAGAAGGUGUCUUUCAAGCCAAGAGCAGACCAACCUCAAGAUCCUCUGGCUACAAAGGGAAUAAGAUUUGGUCAGACAAGCCUAGAAGAGAUGGUACAAGAAGAAAAUGUCCACCUUGCCCACAUUGCAGAAGGCUCGGUCAUUUAGAAGUAAAUUGUUGGUUCAAACCUGAUGUGCAAUGUAAGAUCUGUAAACAAAUGGGCCAUAUUGAGAAUGUUUGUAGAAAUAAAGGCAAGCUGAAGCAAAACCAGCCUCAACAGCCUAGUGCUGAAGCUCAAGUGGCAGAAGAAGGCUGUGACCAAGAAGAGCAAGUCUUUAUAGUUUCUUGCUUAGCUGCCAGAAGAAAAGCCAUAAAAAGAUGGCUGAUUGAUAGUGGUUACACAAACCACAUGACCCCUAAUGUUGCUAUCUUCAAGAACAUAGAUAUAAGCUUCAAAAUAAGGGUAAAAGUUGGCAAUAGACACUUCAUCAAAGUAUAA